Messenger RNA from Linepithema humile (Argentine ant), 1057 nucleotides. Lineage: Eukaryota; Metazoa; Arthropoda; Insecta; Hymenoptera; Formicidae. The record is from RefSeq and is a predicted model, not a curated record.
UACGGAAAACGGCAGCGUGGCCUCUCUCAGGUUUCUCUCUGCUAUAAGUAUUAUAUAAUUACAAAAUAUGUACUCAUAUCAGUCGCUACAUUAUACGACAAAUGCAAAUUUAUAAAUGUAUGUAGGUUCAUAUAUCGCGAUUUGUAUAUAAUUUUCAAAGCUAAGCAGUUUUAUUUUCCUAGUGAAUAUCUUUGCCAUUCUAAGGUUACGUUCGAAAACGUUACUCUUGAAUCACACUGACUCCCCUUGCUUUUUCGGCGAGUGGUUUCGUGGCACACUGGUGGUACUCGUUCAACGUUUUCGAACGAUUCACCCGAAUGCACGUUAAGUACCACUAACGUGUUUCCGAACGGUUAUUGUGUGUUGGUGUGCACACAGUGUGUGUUUCCGAACGCACCAUACACAUAGAUGUGGGUUAAAAUCUCGUUUCGCGUGGAAAGUUGUGAAUGUAACCUGAAAAGUUGUUAACUUUAACGAUUAAUAUCUCGCUUCGCGGGGCAGAGCGACACUUUUUUCUGUCAGAUUCUUUUGUUUUGGACAAAAACGCGUCUAAUGAAUAUAAAUUUAUAAAAAUUGGAGUUUUGAUAAAGAGAGGAAAGAUUAACACUGUGAUUGUUGAAGCAAAUUGCAAAAUGAGUAAAUAUGUGAAUUUGAUGAAUAUAGGCACUAAUUAUGCCAUACGUAUGAAUCGUCUGAGUAAUCGAAUCUUUGGAGAAGUUGUCAGAUCAACCAAUAACAAAUCAAUGAAAAUCAUGAAGCUAUUCAGCGAGAGACCAGUGAAUAAACGACCUGAGAUUGUACAAUAUUAUCCAAGAUAUGAGCAGACAGAUAAAUUAAUGACUUAUCUGCGAGAUUAUGGCCUUUUCAGAGAUGAGCAUAAGGAUUUCAAGGAAGAAUAUACACGUUUGAGAGCCCUGCGUGGUAAAACUAGGUGGAUAGCACCUCCCUUCAGGAACAAAGAUAAUUCAUCUCCAAAUAGUUCCUAGAUUUAUAAGUGUCAAUUUUAUUAUGAAGCAUAUAUUUUAUUUGUACAUAAUAAAGUAGAAAACUUAGUAUA